ACCCUGUCUCGAUCUCUCUCUCUCGCUCUCUAAUUGAUUUAUUCUGUUCGAAACACAAAUCAAAACAAAGCGACGAAAAGCGAUGUGUACGUCAAUGAAAAUCUAAGAAAAUCAAAGAAAAUGCAUACAUCACUUUUCACCAAAGACUCCAAACAACAAAUACACUACGGGAAAAAAUCAACAAAUUAAAUCGAGGAAUUCUCGCCCUAUCACCUUUCAUGGUAUGUCAGAAAGAAUGAGAAAGCAACUUGAUUUUGUGCCUUGGCAAAAACAAGGUGGUGACUGCUCGAUUAUACAGACUGUCCCCGAGAUACGCUCCCAAGUGCCACAAAUUCACCAAAUGACCACUAAACGGGGUCUAAACGGUUCAAGCUCUCAACCAAAACGGAAAAUAAAAAGCCUUCGUUUAGCAGACGGUAAAUAACUCAUGCGUUCUAAAAAUAGUAAAAAAAGCUGAUGGCGCCAUCUGUUGGUGGGAUAACCACACAGCGGAGCUUUCUUCGGUUGGAAAGCUUUCUCAUUCCCACUGUACUGUUGUAUGGUUAUGCAUUGAAGUUAUGCAUCGCUAGAACUAGAACGUCGAAACAGAUUGCUAGCAAAGGAUAUCAAUAUUAUAAUGAGAUAUGAAACGCCAUCUAUUGAGCAAUCCAGUGAAGUUAUGGAACUUUCGUUUUUUUCCAUGGAUAUCUGAUUUUCCAGUCGUUUAAGCUUAAUCUCUGGCGUUUGGGAUAGAAUCUUGCACAAACCCAGAAGUUCGUGUGAACUGCAAUUCUACACGUCGCUCGAGCCCUGUCAAAGAUUGCGUGACGGGUAGCAGUCGAACGGAAAUGCUUGCGUGUUGUAAACAACAACAAAUCAACGCUUCAAAAUUCUGGUUCGGAAACAAGCAAACAUAUCUCUGUGCAGAAAAUGAUAUUCCCGGUGUGGAACUAAAACUCCAAACUAGGACAAUUCUCAAAAUCCUCAAAAAUGAAGCUGUCGCUACCGUUGCAAGGAUACUUUGAUCUGCUGAAGCAUUCACCGGGCGAGAAAAAGUUUGUCUGCAUCCACUGCGGUCGGCCUGUGUCCGGCCUGUACCGUCAGAUCAGUUCCACCGUGCUGAAAAUCAUCGACUGCGAUAAAUGCAAAAAACCUGCCGACAAGUACAUCGAGUUCGAGGUGCUUAUCAUACUGAUCGAUUUAAUACUGCUGUCCAAGCCCGCCUAUCGACAUAUUCUAUACAAUUCCGAUUGUAAGAACCUCUGGAAAAUUGGCUGCAUUCUGAUACUGCUCGAGGCGUACUGUUUCUGGACAGAUGCCUUCCGCGGUAUAACCAGCAUUACCUAUCGUUCGCACCUGACCGAUCCGUUCCUGUCCGAGAAGGGGUUCUAUCUGUCGACCGUUCAUUUCGUGGCCGGUUUUCUACUGCUGUAUGGGUUUAUUUACUUAUUUACCCGUGUUCUGCACCGCUCCGUGCCGAAGGUAACGGGCAAUGGGAAAACCUACCCGCACAUGCUUCUGCAUGGCGUGAUACUAGCCAGCAUCGGGAAGUUUCUCUUCAUUCCCAUCAUUAUCUGGAGGGAAAACUCGACCGAGACGGGCAUGGCCAUCCAUAUUGUGCUGGUGUUGAUGUAUUUUGUGAUAUCGCUGGUACAGAUCCACUCGGUCGUUAGUGACUGUACGCGGUCGCGAUCCGGCGUGAUCGUCAUUCUGGCGUUUAUUGUUAAGGCAUACUUUCUGACUCGAGUGAGCGGAUUGCUGCAGCAGUUUGUAUAAUAAAUUAGUAUUCUCUCUUA
This is a messenger RNA of Anopheles arabiensis, 1775 nucleotides long. RefSeq names its product protein ARV1 (gene Arv1). Bases 970 to 1755 code for a protein of 261 amino acids. Gene Ontology annotation, cellular component: cortical endoplasmic reticulum; Golgi apparatus. Lineage: Eukaryota; Metazoa; Arthropoda; Insecta; Diptera; Culicidae. The record is from RefSeq and is a predicted model, not a curated record. The transcript is spliced from 3 exons. Gene Ontology annotation, biological process: sphingolipid metabolic process; sterol metabolic process; intracellular sterol transport.